GGCGGAGGGAAAGAUGGAGCCCAAGGAGGAGCUGCAACGAGCGAGAGCUGCGUACUUCACAGCUCUCGAGACGGGAGAAGAGCUGGAAAACAAGAAGUUCACCUAUGCCUGGUGUUUGAUCUACAUGAAAGACCAUGAAGAGAUUCGAACAGGAAUCACGCUUCUUCAAGAGUUGGCAGAAAUCAAAUCUCUUCAAAGGGAGGCUCUUUAUUACCUUGCUGUUGCCCAAUAUCGCCUAGAGAUGUAUAUGCUCGCACGAAAUACUCUUAAGCAGCUUCUGGCGAUCGACCCAAAUAACAAACCUGCGCUAGACCUGAAGGCUCUCAUCGAGCAUGUUCUAAGAAAAGAAGGAGCAAUCGGCCUCGCUGUCUUCUCAGGAGGAGUUGCAGCAGCGGCUGGCGUCGCUCUUGCUGUGGGAGCAGCCCUUGUGAAGAGAAGAUAGCUACAUAUAUUUCAUUUGCUCAUCAGAUCUAGAUAGUGAUGGAUAAUGGUGAUGCACUGACUGGCAAGAAGGGAUAUCGGGCCCACGGAUAUGUUCUCUAUCCCCUCAACCCCGCUGAGAGUCUUCUCCUGCAGCACAACAAGGGUUAGCUUGUGCCAUCCAGUUUCUGUAUUGUGUGUAUUAUGAAGCGUUCAAACCUC
Messenger RNA from Guillardia theta CCMP2712, 642 nucleotides. RefSeq lists its product as hypothetical. Gene Ontology annotation, molecular function: protein binding. Gene Ontology annotation, biological process: autophagy of mitochondrion; mitochondrial fission; peroxisome fission. Gene Ontology annotation, cellular component: peroxisomal membrane; mitochondrial outer membrane. The transcript has 6 exons. Bases 14 to 442 code for a protein of 142 amino acids. Lineage: Eukaryota; Cryptophyceae; Pyrenomonadales; Geminigeraceae. The record is from RefSeq and is a predicted model, not a curated record.